CCCCGAGUCAGUGUAGGACACCAGCAAGCACAGCUCACAGGAAAUGAGCCAUUCCCUGCGCUUGCUUACUCGAAAGGCCCGAACCUUCAAAGUUCCAGGAGUGCCAUGGAUGGCUGCACAGGCCGGCAGUCACGCCUUUCUCCCCGCCUGGAGAGGGGAGAAGAAAUGAAACUGAAGGAGUGUGUCUCCAUCCUCCCCCUGAAGGAAAGCCCCUCUGUCCCAGUCUCCAAAGAUGGAACGCUGCUGGCCGUGACCUUGCUGCUGGCCCUGGCGGCCGGCUGCCUCUCGGUGCUGGCCUUCUGCAGGGUGGCUGCCCUUCAGGCCGAGCUGCGGAGCCUCCAGGCGGAGCUGCGGGAACUCCACCGGGCUGAGCAGCUGCCAGGCGCCCCCCAGGCCGGAGCCGCAGCCCCCAGGGCAGCCGUGCGGGAGGCCCCAGCUGUCCCCUCGGCUCUCAAAGGGAUCUCUGCACCACCCGCUGCAGGAGGGGCCAACUCCAGCCAAAGCAGCAGGAACAAGCGCGCUCUUCAGGGUCCAGAAGAAGCAGCCACUCAGGACUGCUUGCAACUCAUUGCGGACAACGACACACCUGCCAUACGGAAAGGCGCUUACACGUUCGUUCCGUGGCUGCUGAGCUUUAAAAGAGGAAGAGCCCUGGAGGAGAAGGAAAACAAAAUCCUGGUGAAGGAAACCGGUUACUUCUUUAUAUAUGGUCAGGUUUUAUACACUGAUAGCACCUUUGCCAUGGGACACCUAAUACAGAGGAAGAAAGUCCAUGUCUUUGGGGAUGAAUUGAGUCUGGUGACUUUGUUCCGAUGUAUUCAAAAUAUGCCUGAAACACUACCCAAUAAUUCCUGUUAUUCGGCCGGCAUCGCGAAGCUGGAAGAGGGAGACGAGCUCCAGCUUGCAAUACCACGGGAGGACGCGAAGAUAUCGCGAGAUGGGGACGGCACGUUUUUUGGUGCGUUGAAGCUUCUGUGACCUACUUACACCUGCGCUGUGGCUGGAUUCCUUCCUUCCUCUGUACCUCUAAGGAGAAGACACUUAACUGGAAAUACCCAAAGGAAGAAAAACAGUAGUUAACUCGCCUUUUCUGGGAGCUACUUAUUUUGAUUCACUGAAACUAGACCAAAACAGGAAAUUUAACAGACAACCACAGCCAAAGGGUGUCAUGUGAAUUACAAGAAACAGGGCCCCUUUAGGGAAAGAAAGAAAGUAGGCUUCUCGCUGCAAUGCCAUGUUGAACGACGUUGUCGUGGCUUCUUGACAUGGAGGGAGCACAGGUUGCCAGGGGGCAAUCGUCAUUUCUUCCAAAAUGACAUUCCAUCAUGUCUGCGGGACAUUAGGACAUUCUUGGGAAAUCUCAGCAUCCAGCCAGAAUCUUUACGUUAAAUAUGCCCCUCUCCUUUUGCAGUUAACAUGGUGAGAAGUAUUUUUUAAAGAAAGAAAGAAAGAAAGAAAGAAAAGAAAGAAAG
Enhydra lutris kenyoni (northern sea otter) is the source of this 1472-nucleotide messenger RNA. RefSeq names its product TNF superfamily member 13b. Gene Ontology annotation, cellular component: membrane. Gene Ontology annotation, biological process: immune response. The record is from RefSeq and is a predicted model, not a curated record. Bases 106 to 978 code for a protein of 290 amino acids. Lineage: Eukaryota; Metazoa; Chordata; Mammalia; Carnivora; Mustelidae. The transcript has 6 exons. Gene Ontology annotation, molecular function: tumor necrosis factor receptor binding; receptor ligand activity.